UCCUAUUUUUCCUGUUAUGUUGGGUGAUGCAAAAUUAGCAACAACAUUUGCAGAUAAAAUGAUGGAAAAGGGAAUUUACGUCAUUGGAUUCAGCUAUCCCGUGGUACCAAAAGAUAAAGCAAGAAUACGUGUUCAGAUUAGCGCAGCGCACUCGACCGAAGAUAUAGAUCGUGCGGUAGGUGCUUUCAUACAAAUUGGAAAAGAACUUGCGGUAAUUUAAUAAAUACAUUUUUAAUAACGGCAAAGAAAAAUUGAAUGAUUGAUUCUGUCUCCAAUAUGCAUUCUGUUUCAUUAUAUAAAUAAAUAAAUCGCAGUGUUAACGCUAUAUAUUUAAGCUUAUUUGUAUUAUACAAAUUAAAUAUUGCAAGUAUAUAAGUGCAUGCGAAUGUUGAACGUUGAAUUUAUUAACACGUGCAAUA
Temnothorax curvispinosus is the source of this 419-nucleotide messenger RNA. RefSeq names its product 2-amino-3-ketobutyrate coenzyme A ligase, mitochondrial-like. Gene Ontology annotation, biological process: biosynthetic process. Bases 17 to 220 code for a protein of 67 amino acids. NCBI's taxonomy places the organism in Eukaryota, Metazoa, Arthropoda, Insecta, Hymenoptera, Formicidae. The record is from RefSeq and is a predicted model, not a curated record. The transcript is spliced from 2 exons. Gene Ontology annotation, molecular function: pyridoxal phosphate binding.